Molecule: messenger RNA, 3000 nt
Organism: Fusarium coffeatum
Lineage: Eukaryota; Fungi; Ascomycota; Sordariomycetes; Hypocreales; Nectriaceae
Exons: 3
Coding region: 1-3000 (999 amino acids)
Biological process (GO): protein sumoylation
Molecular function (GO): SUMO ligase activity; zinc ion binding
Source: RefSeq, a predicted model, not a curated record
AUGCCGCAAAGGGAAAAACCGAAUCAGUCACAGACUGUCCCUCCGCCAGAUGCUCACCAGAUCGCUUCCUCUAACGAGACUCUCAAUACUUUUCUUGGUGGUCGCACUCGUUCAUGGAUGACCGGGGGGUCAUCCGCAGUCACCAACCCUAGGCCUGCUCCAGUAGCGCCCAGUAAUUCCCGGAAGCGGAACAAAAAGAGAAAGGCGUCUGACACGGCUCCCCUAACCCAGAACGAUAAUGACAUAGAACGCGACAACAUCCCUACUGAUCAAUCAUCAGAACAACUGACUGGUGCUAGAGAAACUGCGAGAGCCUCGACUGUCCUACCCUCGCCGGCGCUGACCGAUGUGCCGAGCCCGAAUGGCUCGAAUCAAGUUGACUGCACCAAUCUCGAUUCAAGCGUUCAUGCAAAGAGUGUAGGGCCCGGACGGCCAGUCUCUAAGAGUAACAUGAACCAAGGCGACUCGAUACACGUCGCGACCAACACCCACCAACCGAACCCAGUAGUCGCCAGCUCGACACAAGUUCGACAUUCUAUUCCUCAGCAUGCCCGUAUCGCAGAAGCAGCAACUUUGGCUACGGUGACCAACCCGGCUACAACUGGGCAAGCUCGCCAAACAGGAGACGUGCCGUCCAGGGUUAAUAGCACGCAGCACAACUCUUCAACAGGAAGUCCAAUAAUUCACUCAAGACCAUCCAGUACUAGCGAACACCGGGCCAAGCGCCCUCGUGUACAGGAAGAAUCAAGGCCAGAGUGUCAGGAAUGGCUCAACCAGGUCCAAAGUCGCAAAGCGGAGUCUGAACAGGCUAGGGAACUCAAUGAGGUCGAAGGGCCUAGAUACGAUAUUUUGAGCGAGGCAUGUCGGAAUGAUGAAUACUUCUACAUUGCUCUCCACCAGACUCUAUGCGCUUGGUCCUUGAACAGAGAACCUGUUCACCGUCUCUACAGAGGCUCAGCGGAGCCUGCAGUCAUUGAUGUUGCUUUCGAGAUAAUGCAAACCAUUUUGAGGAAAAAUGAGUCCAUGUCAAAGUCUCAUCUUCAGUGGUUCGCUAACUUUCCUCAUGAUACAAUAACAUCUCCUGUUGUUGGGCAGACUCCAUAUAGGGCUGGACAAAAUGCACAACAAGUCGUUCAGCCACCUCUUGCAGCAUCCGUUUCGUCUUCGGCUACUAACACAACAACCCCGCCUCUCUCCUUGCCUCAUUUUGAUGCCCUCGCUGCCAGGGUACCUACAGGUGGCUUUGGUGCAGCAAGUCCGACUUCUGUCAACGAGGCCUAUCAACAUAGUAGCAGAGGGUUUCAAAGCGUACGACGACAGAACCAGCUCCAUAUCCAGACGGCAAAUCCAGAAGCUCGGCCUCUCUCAGCGCCGGUCAACCAGUCUCCUUUUGAACAGCAGCUCUUGCGGAGGCCAUCAGGCGCUGGAUCACCAUUGUCGUCGCAAAAUCGUGCAUUGCCAUUGAAUGGCCAGAUUCGGACUCCCGUGCUGCCUUCGAAUAACGUGCUAUCACAAGGUCGUGCCAGCUCCUUUACUCUUCCACCUCAGGGGCUUGCCGCUGCCCACGAAGCAAACGCCAGCAAUUCGCCAGUACAUGUUUAUUCAGCAGGAAUGCCGCAAGUUAGAAGUCCAGCGCAGAUGAUGAAUCCCCAUUAUGCCCAGGCAAUGCAAUCUCCACAGUAUCCGCCAGUCUACACGCAACCAAACCCGCCGGGCCAUGCAUCUGUAUUGCAAAGCCACAACUAUGCGGCGCAACCAACAGUCCCUCGAACUCCGACAUUCCAAGGACCAGUGGCAAGCAAUCAAAUUCGGCAAAGGCCGCCAGUACAGCAAAUACCCGUAUCGGAUUAUCCCCGGGGCCCGUACGGGAAUGACUCGCUCCAAGUUGGUCUUCACCAGGUUGAAGUACGUAGCCCUCGACGCGUUCCAUCACAUCCUGGGAAAGGCCGAUUUUACCAAUUUGUCCGAUCGCUUGUAUAUGAACCUACCGCCUUGGAGCCCCAGACAGGUCUGCGGACCCUGUCUUUUACAGUGCCGGAGCGCCACAUUCAAGGCCUCUCCAAGAAAAUCGAGGGAAAUGGCCUUCCGUUCUGCUAUUAUUCUGAAGGGUCUUAUCGAUAUCGUUUGCGCAUAUGCUCACAGCCCGAGACGCAAGCGACACCCACCGAGUCUGACUGGGUGGUUGCUGCAACAUCCUGGCCAGGUCAUAUCUUCAUUGACCUGAACAUGCAACAUUUGGAACUGCGCCGUAAACAGCACUUCAACAAAGACCAGCCAGUGGAACUAACUGAUCAUUUGCACGAGGGCGAAAAUGUUCUCAAGAUCAGUUUUCCUGCCGUCGAUCAGAACACGAUACGAGGCUAUAAGUAUUUCAUGGCUAUCGAAAUAGUACAAACGAUUAGUCAUGGUGCUGUCCUUAAUUUGGUCCAGUCAUUGCGGCACAUGUCCAAGGAUAAGACAGAGGCCAAAAUACAGCGCCGCUUGCAACCAUCAGACUCUGAUGAUAUCAUCAUCGAGGAUGAGACUUUAACGAUCUCUUUGGCCGACCCAUUCAGCGCGACAAGAUUCUCAGAGCCCGUCAGAGGCAGCCAGUGCGAACAUCUUGAAUGUUUCGAUUUAGAGACGUGGCUCCAGACUCGACCUCCGAAACCGCCACAGAACGGAGGUGGUCCGCAGCAACAGGGCAGCGAACCUUCAAUGGUGGAUGUCUGGAAAUGCCCUAUAUGUUCGCUAGAUGCGCGUCCUACAAGUCUCUGGGUGGAUGAUUAUCUCGCAGGGGUUCGUCAGUCCUUGCUCAGCGGCGGUGAUAUGCGAACAAAAAGUAUCACGGUGGCUUCUGAUGGCAAAUGGGCUCCAGUUUUGGAUGUGGAUGACUCAGAUGAUGAAUCCACGCCUGUAUUACAGCACAGGAACGUGGUCAACGGUAAUGCUGGGAGGCAGUCAAGAACGUCAUCCAUGGCGGCGGCAGCAACCGUGAUUGAGAUCCUGGACGACGAUUAA